AAAUUAUUAAAACGAUUGUUUUCAUUUUUAUAAAUUCAUUAUCCUAUUUAUAUAUUGUUACUUUCCUGUGAGAUCUAUGUAAACAACAAUUGUUAAUGUUUCGUAUUUAUUUAAUUAACUAGUUAAUUAAUCAAUUCUUUACCUCAUGUCAAUCAAAUCUUCUAACAGCGCUCCACACGAAUCUAGUAUAGAGGCGAAAAAAAAACAGGGAAACACACCUUACUCCCGUUUAUAUGAUAAUUUGCAUUCAAGCUUUACACAAAAAAAUUUAGAUAAACGUUAUAGAAGAAUUGACCACCUCAUAACAGAGCGUGUAGAUGAAGUAAGAAAAGAUGAACUGGAUAUAUCCAAAGAACAAAUUUUGCAAGAUUCUCAUAAAGCCUACUCAUAUUUUAUUGAAAAUAGUCAAAAUCGACACCGUUCUAUAUCUUCCCUAAAGCCAUUUUGUAAUUCGUUCAACUUGACAAGAAGCAGUAAUGUACCAGCAGUGUCUUCCUCGUCUUCAAGUAGUCAUUCUGAAAGAAAUAAAAAAUCUAUUACAAAAAAAGACAAUCCCGUUUGUCCAAAAUUUAAAUCAUUUUUUAAAAAGUGGAAAUCCCAAACAGUGAAGUUGAAUGCAAUUAAAGAAGAACAUUGUAAUCUUAUUGAGAAUAUAUUGCACUCUAUAUUUUUGCUUGAUAUUUGGAGAGUUAAUACUAAGAAAAUUCUUUUACUACAUGAAACCCAACCAUGUUCUUUAAGUAAACAACAUGAAAGUAACAAUCCAGAUGACCAAAACUCUUUUUAUCAUACUUUCUCUGAAGAUAACGAAAUCAACGAUUCGUCCAAAACAUCUUGUUAUACAAUUCCAAAAUUAAAAUUUUUAGGAAAACAAUUCGCAUCAUUUUUUUUUUUUAAAUUGCCCCUACAAAUUAUGCCCGAUGUAUCUUCUUCUAUAGAAAAUUCUAAUCCAAACUCAACUCAGCGUCUUUUUAAAAAAAAGAAAAAAAAUGUCAUUACAUAUAGUUCAAAUAUGUCUGAUUUCUUGCCAUCCCAAUCACCGUGUUUUCCUGAUUACAUAGCAUCUAUUAAGCGAUUCAAAACACUGUGUUUUUGUGAUUCUUUAAAACUUUCGGAUCCUUGCUGUUUACCUGAUUUUAAACAAGAUAGCAAAGAUCUUUUGCGUGACACAAUUCGAGUGAACGGGUGUUUAGUACCCGGUACAUAUGGAUAUAAAAACGUUUAUGAAAUGUUAACUAAAUUACUUCUACCCGACAAAUAUCAAAAGACAUAUGAUAAUUUCAUAUUACAUGGUACUGUUCAAGAACCUUGUGAUAGAGAUAUUUUAUCAAAUUCAAAUGACACCUCUCUUGAAAAUUUUCUUUGCGAAAUGUUUCAUCGAGCGGAGUUUUCAGCUUUAAUAUUAUUGCAUUUACUUAAUAGAACACUUGCAGGAGGACAUAGUUUUGAAAAAGUAUUAUCUACAUUCAAAAAUGAUUCCUACAGUUUUGUUGUACCAAACAGUUCAGAUGCGCGACCCCUAAAAUUAGUUAUUGGACAGCAAUCUGAUGUUACUGCAGCUAUCUUAGCUUCGCAAACAUCCUUUCGUGUGUAUAGUGUGACCUCCAAUGAUCAGGAUGAUGUUUCCUCUUGUUUAGCUGAAGUACAAGCCUAUUUCGUAACGGAUCUUAAUGUUUCUCAACUUCUUUCUCCACAAAAAACGGAUAUUUUAUGCUGUUUAACUGUUUUAGCGUCUAGUAAAAACGAAGAUAUGAAUUAUCAUUUAUCAUGCUCAUACAUACCGCCGCGUCUUGAAUCUUGGAUAAAUAGUCGAUUUGACUUUGUUAAACACAAGUAUACCGAACACAGUGACAACACAAAUUUCGUAAAUUACUUGAAAAAAAUGAUAGAUGACUUUAUUCCAUAUAGAAUUUAUAUUACAAAGAUAGAGUCCUAG
Molecule: messenger RNA, 1936 nt
Organism: Hylaeus volcanicus
Lineage: Eukaryota; Metazoa; Arthropoda; Insecta; Hymenoptera; Colletidae
Exons: 6
Coding region: 146-1936 (596 amino acids)
Source: RefSeq, a predicted model, not a curated record